CAAAGAACAAGCUUCCGGCAUUUGUUCGUAAGAAUUUUUUAUAUGUAAUGUUGUUGCAAUGCGUAUGCGACCUUCCAUACGAAAGAGCUAUCCUGUCUGCUGGACAAGUGAAAAUACCUCAUAUAAAACAAAGGUGACAGUGAGCACACACGCCUGCUGGACAAGUGAAAAUACCUCAUAUAUAACGAAGGUGACAGUGGGCACACACGUGGUUUUCACCUCACGUCAGCGAGCAGCGAUAUCGGUAGUGGUAAUGAUUUUCAUGGUAAGACGAGCAAAGAGAAACGCAUCGCUGUUGUCUCAAGCGACUCAGCAAGAUCGUGUGCAGAUUUGCUAUUAAGACAUGGAACAGAGAAAACUAAAGAAAUGUCAAAAAUGAUUGUGAUGCGCUUAUAGAAGAUUGAAAUGAUGCGCCUAUAUUUAUAGAUAAGAUCAAGAUUCCUUUAAGUUUGCAGAUCGCCAGCUUCGGUGAAAAACGUUUCGAAUAGUAAAACAACCACAAACUUACUACCACCCCCAGACGUCAUCUCUAAUACGAGGCGAAUUUGGCGGAGGAUCGAAGACAGAUGGAAAUCGCACCGCUACACCUGCUG
Messenger RNA from Amoebophrya sp. A25, 593 nucleotides. The record is from the annotation of a GenBank genome assembly. NCBI's taxonomy places the organism in Eukaryota, Dinophyceae, Syndiniales, Amoebophryaceae.